UUUGAAUCUACGGCUACGUAACUAAAGCUAUUGUCAGUUGUAGCCAUAUUGGGUAGAUGAAAAUGGGCAGGGUAUCGCUGCCCAAAAUCCACAGAAAAUUCACGUUGUUUUGCCACACACAACGAAAGAAGAGGUCAUUAAUCUUUUAAGAUGUUGCGCCUGGCUUCAGGGACCUUCAGUCCCAGCUGUAGGUACUGUGUAGAGAAGCUUACAGCACGACAUGCAUCCCAAAGAUUAUCUCAGAAGCCCCUCCUACCAGCAAACUCCAGAACUGCAUCAUCAUUACUUCAGUCAACCCACCUGACCAGACAUAAUGCUCAACUCUUCAGUCAAUACUCCACAUUAGCAAGACCAAACUUGAGAAAUUUCAUCACUCCUACCAACCGUAUUGUCCAAUCGCAACAAAGAAACAUGAGUGUGUUGAGUAAACUACGUCCGCUGUUGAAAAUUCGCUACUGGAUUCUUGGAGCAGGCAUAGGAGGGGGAUACAGUGCAAAAGUGACUUACGAGUCAUGGAAGGACAAGGUACCAGACAUGAGUUGGCUGGGGGAGUACCUUCCUGAUGCUGACACAGUCAGCAAGUUCAUCCCUAAUGUAGACACGGACAAGUAUAGGAAAUUCUUACUGAAACUGAAGAAAUCCAUACCAGAGCUUCCAGAAACCCCCGACAUGGCCUCAUUAAAGGGUUACCUGCCAGAUGCGGAUAAGAUGAAGGAUUGGUCACCUGAUGUCACCAUGGAUGAUUUCUCCUCUGUCUUUAACGAAGAAAAAGGAGUUGCCACUGUGACAGAUAUAUUCAGCGAAGUCAAACGCAGCCCAAUUCCUCUUGGCUCAGUCCCUUUCAUAGACAACAGCAUCACGACAGGUGUCAUGACAGCCAUGAAAGUCAAUGCUGAGGGAAGUGAGGAGGAAUCAGGGAGAAAGAUGUCAGAUAAAGAAAGACUCCAGAAGAUACAAGAGGAGUUUCUUCAAGAGCAGCUGAAAUACCAGCGGCAGUUAGAACGUCUGGAAAAGGAGAACAAAGAGUUGAGAAAACAGAUCAUGUUGAAGGGGGAUAAAGCAGUGUACAAGAGAAGAACAAAGAAAUCCCUGAUUGACAUGUAUUCAGAGGUGCUUGAUGAACUGUCGGAGUACGACUCAAGCUACAACACGCAGGAUGAGCUACCAAGGGUUGUUGUAGUGGGGGACCAGAGUGCAGGGAAGACCAGUGUGUUAGAGAUGGUGGCACAGGCCAGGAUCUUCCCCAGGGGGGCGGGGGAGAUGAUGACGAGGGCACCAGUCAAGGUAACCCUGAGUGAAGGUCCCCACCAUAUAGCCAUGUUCAAGGACAGUGACAGGGAAUUUGACCUCACCAAAGAAUCAGAGCUGGAAGCUCUGCGGAGAGAAGUAGAAAUCAGAAUGAAAGCCAGCGUACGGCCGGGGCAGACUGUCAGUAUGGAGACAAUCGCCAUGAGUGUAAAAGGCCCAGGGUUACAGAGAAUGGUGCUGGUAGAUUUGCCUGGUAUCAUCAGUACUGAAACCCAGGGAAUGGCCUCUGCCACAAAAGAGUCCAUAAAAAUGAUGUGUGAACACUACAUGUCCAACCCUAAUGCAAUCAUCCUUUGUAUACAAGAUGGCUCCGUGGAUGCAGAGAGGAGUAACGUGACUGACCUGGUCAGCCAGAUGGACCCUCAGGGCAAACGGACCAUCUUUGUGCUGACCAAAGUGGACCUGGCUGAGAAGAACAUCACCAACCCACGCAGAAUAAAACAGAUCCUUGAGGGGAAGCUGUUCCCCAUGAAGGCCCUGGGGUAUUUCGCCGUGGUAACGGGGCGGGGCAACAAGGAUGACAGCAUCGACACCAUCAGGGGAUACGAGGAGGAGUUCUUCCGCAAUUCACAGCUCUUCAGGUCAGGUGUACUGAAGGCCAGUCAGAUGACCACCCAGAAUCUGAGCUUCGCUGUGUCCGACUGCUUCUGGAAGAUGGUCAAGGCAUCUGUGGAGCAGCAGGCUGACACAUACAAAGCUGCCAGAUUUAACCUGGAGACAGAGUGGAAGAACAACUACCCCAGCCUGCGCCAACUGGACAGGGACGAGCUGUUUGAGAAGGGCAAGGGGGAGAUCCUGGACGAGGUCAUGAACCUGAGCCAGGUCACACCCAAACAGUGGGAGGAAGCUCUGUGGGCUAAGCUGUGGGAGCAGGCUGCUGAGCAUGUCAUUGAGAACAUCUACCUCCCGGCAGCUCAGACAGAAAGUGCAGGUCACUUCAACACCACUGUCGACAUCAAGCUCAAACAGUGGGCAGACCAGCAGUUGCCUAAGAAGAGUGUGCAGGUUGGUUGGGAGACCUUACAGGAGGAGUUUAAGUGUCUGAUGGACCGCGGGAGAGAUGCCCAGAACCAUGACGACAUCUUUGACCACCUGAAGGAAGCCGUCAUCAAGGAGGCCACCAGGAAACACAGGUGGCAGGGAGAAGCUGCCAACAGUCUGAGAGUGAUCCAGUUGAAUGCACUCGAGGACAGAUCCAUAGCAGAGAAAUCACAGUGGGAUUCAGCAAUCAAGUUCAUGGAGUCAACUUUACAGGACAAACUGUUUGAAACGGAGUCCAAGAUAAACCAGAUGUCUGGGCCAGGCUGGGUGGGUCGAUGGUUCAAAUGGCAGUACCAGUCUCAGGAUCAGGCAAAAUGUGCAGCCACCAAGACUGAACUAGAGAAGAUUGUUGCGCUAGACGAGAAAUGGCCGGCUUACCAGGCCUUUGAGACUGGGUCUAUCAGGAAACACCCACCUUACCUGGCCAUGGAUGAGACGACGACCGUCAGGAAAAACUUGGAGGCACAGGGGGUCGAUGUGGACAACGACUUUAUAAAGAUGACGUGGCACGAAGUGUACCGGAGACAUUUCCUGAAGCAGGCGCUGGUUCGAGCCAACGAAUGUCGGCGAGGAUUCUACUACUACCAGCGGGGCAUCACUGACACUGAUCUGGAGUGCCAUGACAUUGUCCUGUUCUGGAGAAUACAGAAGAUGUUACAGUGUACCAGUAAUGCACUCCGACAACAGAUCAUGAACACUGAAGCCCGUAGACUAGAGAAGGAAGUGAAGCACAUGUUAGAGAACCUCGGCGAGGAUCCACAGAAGAAACUGGGCCUGCUACAAGGGAGGAGGGUUACACUAGCUGAGGAACUCAAGAAAGUUCGGGGAAUUCAAGAGAAGUUGGAAGAAUUCAUCGAAGCCCUCAGGAAAGAAAAGUGAAGAGAACACCCCAGUCCUUACUUCAAAAUUAAAAGUAGUUUUCCUGGAGUCAACACACACUCCUUCUGAAAACACAUAACUAGAUAUGCACACAGGAUCAACUUUCAUGUAGCUGUAUACAGCACCUAAGGACAACCAUGAAUUUUCAUGACAAAUCAAAUACAGCAGAUGAUGUAGAAACUUGUCAGUUGCCAGGUUGUGGUAGUACAAUGAUGCCACCUAGCAGGCCAUACUAGUAUUCCAUAUGCAGUUCAGUAUUUCUACAAGAUGUCAAUUGCAGCUAUUAUUAGAUUGAAACACUUGUAGAAGAAUUUGGACCACAUUGCACAAGAGAUGGUUAUUUCUUCAAGAAAGACUUUUGCAACCCCAGAAGACCAUUUGGUGUCACUGUCUUCUGAAAAGGUAAAAAAGAUGGUUUGCUAUUAAAGCUGUCGGGCCGGGCAUGCUACUUCAUGAAAAGAUGAAGAAGCUUGAUUCAUGUAAAUGUCCAAGUUUACAAUAUAUGCAGUAAUAUCAGUUUAAAUGGCCAUUUCAACAUGAUGAUUGGUCUACGAAGAUAACUGUAUAAGUGAAUAUAAUGUGAACAUUUAUACAUAGGCUAAAAUACUGAAUAGCAAUUGUCAGUUCUUAUUUUGCUCUGCUAGGUGAAAGGCAUGAAAAACACAUCAGUAUUUUUUUCUUACAAUGGAUUCUGAAUUCAAAUACUUAUUGCAUGUCAGUGUCUCAAAAGGAAAUAGAGGAAUAAGUUAUUUGUGUGUUGUCAAUGUUGCUAAUAUGCAUUUUUCAUAUGAUGAAUUAAAAGUGGUAUUGUAGGCAUGGAGGCAGUUCUAUGCCAAAGAA
Molecule: messenger RNA, 4068 nt
Organism: Branchiostoma floridae (Florida lancelet)
Lineage: Eukaryota; Metazoa; Chordata; Leptocardii; Amphioxiformes; Branchiostomatidae
Product: dynamin-like 120 kDa protein, mitochondrial
Exons: 29
Coding region: 151-3228 (1025 amino acids)
Biological process (GO): mitochondrial fusion
Cellular component (GO): cytoplasm; microtubule; mitochondrial membrane
Molecular function (GO): microtubule binding; GTP binding; GTPase activity
Source: RefSeq, a predicted model, not a curated record